Molecule: messenger RNA, 5211 nt
Organism: Microtus ochrogaster (prairie vole)
Lineage: Eukaryota; Metazoa; Chordata; Mammalia; Rodentia; Cricetidae
Gene: Grb10
Product: growth factor receptor bound protein 10
Biological process (GO): negative regulation of insulin receptor signaling pathway; negative regulation of Wnt signaling pathway; insulin receptor signaling pathway
Molecular function (GO): insulin receptor binding
Source: RefSeq, a predicted model, not a curated record
CACGCGUGUUGCCGCGUAUCGGCGCGGCAAGCGCAUGUUGCCGCUUGUCGGCGCAUGCCUGGCCGGCCUCUGCGCUUCUCAGGCCCCGGAGUCUUCCUCCUGCCCUGUAGGCCCUUAGCUGGGGUGGAGCUGUGGCGAACCCGAGCGAGCCGCGCGGCCGAGCGCUGUCCAUGCGGAGCGCUGUCCACGCGCUGGGCAUUGCCGGGUUCGCGAGCUGUCCGCCAGCCGGUAGCGCGCACGCAGCGACCCCGUGUGGUGAAGGCUGUGCUAGCCGGCCGGCUCUCCAGGACAAAGUGGGGCAGUCAUCUUCUAAACCACAAAACCUAGCCCGGACUGGGUUUUCAUCUCAAUCGAGAAGCCAACCAGAGCAUGGUUUUGGGCUUCAACUGCUAAUGAACGAUAUUAACUCGUCCUUGGAAAGCCUUAACUCAGCUUGCAACAUGCAAUCCGACACUGACACUGUGCCCCUUCUUCAGAAUGGCCAGCAUGCCAGCAACCAACCAGCAGCCUCGAGCUCUCGGAGCCUGCAGCCGCAGGCGUCCCCGAGGCAGAAAGUGCAGCGUUCCCAACCUGUGCAUAUUCUUCCUAUCAGGUGGGCCCAGAGAAGUGAGCUUUGGAUUUUUCAAAGGAGGAAAGGAAGGAGAGGUGACCCUGGAGAAGUGCCAAGGAGUACAGAGGAAAUGUUGAAUCGGCGUCUUCAGGAGGAAGACCAACAAUUCAGAACUUCAUCUCUUCCAGCUAUCCCUAACCCAUUCCCGGAGCUCUGUGGGGGGGCUGGGAGCCCUCCUCCGGCUGCUGCUCCUCCGAGCUCCUUACCUCCUCCUCCAAGCCAGCCCCCUACCAAGCAGGAUGUCAAAGUCUUUAGUGAAGAUGGGACAAGCAAAGUGGUGGAGAUUCUAACAGACAUGACAGCCAGGGACCUGUGCCAGUUGCUGGUUUACAAGAGUCACUGUGUGGAUGACAACAGCUGGACUCUGGUGGAGCACCACCCCCAACUGGGAUUAGAGAGGUGCCUGGAGGACCAUGAGAUUGUGGUCCAAGUAGAGAGUACCAUGCCAAGUGAAAGCAAAUUCUUAUUCAGAAAGAAUUAUGCGAAGUACGAGUUCUUUAAGAACCCAGUGAACUUCUUCCCGGAUCAGAUGGUCACUUGGUGCCAGCAGUCCAAUGGCAGUCAGGCCCAGCUUCUGCAGAAUUUUCUGAACUCCAGCAGCUGCCCUGAGAUUCAAGGGUUCCUGCAGGUGAAGGAGCUUGGAAGAAAGUCUUGGAAGAAACUGUAUGUGUGCCUGCGCAGAUCUGGCCUCUAUUACUCCACCAAGGGGACUUCAAAGGAACCCAGACACCUGCAGCUGCUGGCUGACCUGGAGGAAAGCAGCAUCUUCUACCUGAUUGCUGGAAAGAAGCAGUACAAUGCACCCAAUGACCAUGGGAUGUGCAUCAAGCCAAACAAAGCAAAAAUUGAGAUGAAAGAGCUGCGUCUGCUCUGUGCUGAGGAUGAGCAGAUCCGUACUUGCUGGAUGACAGCCUUCAGACUCCUCAAGUAUGGAAUGCUCCUGUACCAAAACUAUCGCAUCCCUCAGCAGAGGAAGGCUUUGCUCUCUCCUUUCAACACCCCUGUGCGCAGCGUUUCUGAGAAUUCUCUGGUGGCAAUGGAUUUUUCUGGACAGACCGGAAGAGUGAUCGAUAAUCCAGCUGAAGCUCAGAGCGCUGCCCUGGAAGAGGGCCAUGCCUGGCGGAAGCGAAGCACAAGGAUGAAUAUUCUAAGCAGCCAAAGCCCCCUUCAUCCUUCUACCCUGAAUUCGGUGAUUCACAGAACUCAGCAUUGGUUUCAUGGACGUAUCUCCCGUGAGGAGUCCCACAGGAUCAUCAAGCAACAAGGUCUAGUGGACGGGCUGUUCCUGCUCCGUGACAGCCAGAGUAAUCCAAAGGCGUUUGUACUGACUCUGUGCCACCACCAGAAGAUUAAGAACUUCCAGAUCUUGCCCUGCGAGGAUGAUGGGCAGACAUUCUUCACUCUGGAUGAUGGGAACACCAAGUUCUCCGACCUGAUCCAGCUGGUCGACUUCUACCAGCUCAACAAAGGUGUUCUGCCCUGCAAGCUGAAGCACCACUGCAUUCGCGUGGCCUUAUGACCUCCUUGCCCUCUCUCAGAGGCUGGAGGCAGCAACACUGGAACGGAGAGGAGACGCCUGCAUGAGGGGGAGAACACACACCUGCUCCCACCUAAGGACUCAGAACAACAUGGCUUUUCGAUCGGUGCCAACCGACCAACAUCAAUUAGUUAUUUGGACUUCACAAAGAUUUGCCGCUGCGGAUCAAGCAGGACCACCUCCCUCUGCGUCAGCCAUUUAAAUUGGGGGAGGGUUGAGAUCCAGUGCAAGUGUGGGGAGAAACUGGAAUGGCGAUUUUUGAUUAGGCCACGUAGGGUGAAAACCGCAGAGAAGUAAUUGGAAAUGAACUCUUGCCCUGGAAUAAUCUUGACAAUUAAAACCGCGAUGUUUACUUUUUUGUAUCACUUUUUUGCACUCCUUCUUCGUUGUCAAUGUUGUGCUCAGCCUAUGGUAGGAGGGGAUGUGGCUUUGCAACCCAGAUGAGACAAAGAAUUUUGAAUUGGCAGAUUUCAGCUUGGAAAAAAAAAGGGGGGGUCCCCAAAGUUUUGUUGAGGGCAUCCUGCUUACCACAGGUUGCCACAGUGUGGAUUUGGCUCCUACAUUAUAGACACCCCAGUCCUCCCCAUCAUACUUGAAAAGCUUUUUUUUUAAAAAAAAUAAAAUAAUCAAAUCAAAGGUGUUGACCGUGGGUGACACCAAGCAUGUUUUGUGGACUCCGUCAAGCUCCCACAGUCUGGUCACCAUUGUUGUUGUGCUGGUGUUUUGUGGACUCCGUCAAGCUCCCACAGUCUGGUCACCAUUGUUGUUGUGCUGGUGUUUUGUGGACUCCGUCAAGCUCCCACAGUCUGGUCACCAUUGUUGUUGUGCUGGUGUUUGGUCAUUUCUUAUUCGUGUAUCUCCUUCUCCACAGUGCAGGAGACCUCGUUACUUUGGAAAACUCGCUGUUCCCCCAGCACAGCACAGCUGCAUGACCUCAGCUUUAAACUGAUGUCAGCACGCCUUCUUGGAACACAUUGGUAUUCAUUGUGGAUGCCACAUAGUCCAUCUGGGGUGCCCUGUGCCUCACGUUUUCACAGCCACCCACUGUUGUAGAAUAAUUGCUGCCUUUACCCUCUGCAGUAGCCUCAGUCAGUUCAGUUCUCCCACCGGGGUGGGGUGGGAUCGUGGGGUUAAAGGGUUUAAAGAGAAAGUGUCAACUUGUUGGCCUUGUGCUCUGUCAAUCUGAGCGUCUAUGGAUAAAGAUAAGGAAACACUGCAGAGGGCACUGGCAUAGGCUGGCUUUGAGUCUUUGCUUGAUGACCCCUGCGCCCUACUGAAAACCCCCUAAGCCAGCAGGAGCAGGCUAUGCAGAGGUUCUGCCUCCACUGGCUUAGGGCGAGAAGUACCUCACAGUGGUUGUGAACAUUGAACAGUUUUUAGCAGCAUGAUGUUUGCUUCCUCCUCCAAGAGAGGAGUCAGAAGGUGGCUGGAGUUGUCAAUGGGUCCCCUGAACCCUUUGGAGGACCCUCUGUUGUCCCCUUAAUGAUUUAUCAGGCCAUGAGGGUAGCAGACAGGACUCCCGUGAGAAACACACAGACAACCGUGGUGAACAGGUUUCCUUGCCUGACACCACCCCUGAAUGGCCCUUUGAACCUGAGCUAGCCGCUAGAUUGCCAGUCCCGACUCACUGGAGUGCUCCCCAGGGAGCACCCCUGAUUGCCCUGCGGUUGACGGCAUGGUGGAAGAUAGACGUGUCAGUGCUUUGUAAAAACGAGUCAGCUGCAAGCUGGUCCACAGUUAUAGAAACACUGUAGUUCACAGACCACGCAACCCGUGUUUCCACGUGAUGUUUAUUACAACAAAUGAAGAAUUUUUUUUCUUUUUACUUUUUAACUUUUUAUCUAUCUUUUAUCUUUUUUUUUAGUAAGACAUUUUCGUAAGCAUAAAUGCUCAAUUGCAUUUCUCUUUCUUUCGCAGCUAGUUAAUCAUUCAGUUGACAAUGAGAUAAUUCUCAAGUUCAUGCCUGGCAGCAGGUUUCCACUGAUCUUCCCCUUUGGGACAGAUAAACGGACAUUUCAGUUUUACCGUGCUCAUUUCUUUUUUGCUGACUUAAGGUCAGAACUUUACAAAACAGACAGCAAACAACUCUAGGGUUUCUUUCUCCAGUUUACACAGACCAGUCCCCACAGUGCAUAAUCUUUUUCUCUUUUGCCUCUACAGUAGUCAGCUAGGACGUGUAUCUCAUAUUUAUAAGUAUGCAUUUUAUUUAAAAGGAAAGUAUAGGCUUGACUCUGGUUCACAAUUUUGUAUGUAGCUGGUUUGACGUAGUAUUUUGUACUUCCCUAGCCGAAGUGAAUUGUCGAAGGCUGCAACCCGCCUUGAGUGUAGCAGACUUCAGUGGCCCCGAGCUCGCCAGCCUUUGCACAGGCAGCUGGGAAUUCCACCUGAAACAGCUAGUCCCUGGGGUAGUGGGUACCCAGCCCCCCUAGCCAGAGACUGAAGGACAUUUGACUUUUAUUUUUGUAUUUAAUUGACAUGAAUGUAAAGGGGACAGCUCAGGGUUGUUUUGGAGCCUGUUUGACUUUGUAAUCUCUGCCUGUGAUUUUUCUUUUCUAAAUGAGAACUCCGUGUAGCCACCUGGACUAAGUUGAGAAGGAAAAUGCCAAAUGCUUUGGGUUUUUAGAGUUUCAAUAGGUAGGCUCUGUUAUAUUAUUAGGUGUUAGAGUUUCUGAACGUGUUUUUUCUUCUUUUUUUUUUCUUUUGUUUGCUUAAACUUUGAAGAAAUAUGUGCCUCAGCUUAGAUGUUUUGUCUUCUCCUUUCUGCACUUAAAUACCUGACAGUCUGUCGGAUCACUGCGCCUCCGUGAGCAUCAGUAGCUCACCGUAGAUUUGUGAUGUCAUAGUGCAAACAGCAGUGACCAGAAAGUGACCUGACAUGUAAACGUUUUCAGGGAAUGCAGAGGGUGUUAAUUAACAGACAAAACCUUUACCCCGCGUGCUUUGCCUCACUUUGUGCUAUAUAGCUCUUUGGCUCGUGAACCUAAUUGUAAACUUUCAGGUAUUUUUGUACAAAUAAGGGACUGAUGUUCUGUUUCUUGUUAUUAGAAAUAAACAUUAAUACAGU